Funneliformis geosporum is the source of this 156-nucleotide messenger RNA. The record is from the annotation of a GenBank genome assembly. NCBI's taxonomy places the organism in Eukaryota, Fungi, Glomeromycota, Glomeromycetes, Glomerales, Glomeraceae.
AUUGAAUCAAAAGUUUCUCAAAUAAAGCAAGAUGAUGAUAUUCAUCAUCUAUAUAAAGAAGGUUUCGAUAAUCUUUGUGCAGCAGGAAAUUUUCAUAAUUAUGAGUGGUUUAGCAACGUAGUUGUUUCUUCUGAAGAAAAUGAUUGGUAUAGAAAG